Molecule: messenger RNA, 1884 nt
Organism: Hordeum vulgare subsp. vulgare (domesticated barley)
Lineage: Eukaryota; Viridiplantae; Streptophyta; Magnoliopsida; Poales; Poaceae
Product: anthocyanidin 5,3-O-glucosyltransferase-like
Exons: 1
Coding region: 260-1678 (472 amino acids)
Molecular function (GO): UDP-glycosyltransferase activity
Source: RefSeq, a predicted model, not a curated record
GUCGUGACGUCUCAAUUCUCAACUCAGCCACUCCAUGUACCGUGGCUGGUGGACCAUGUUCUUGAAGGUGAUGUGGCGUGAAACGCAAUCCUCAGACUCCUCGAGCAAGAAUGGCUACCACCAUGACCCCGGAGUCCAAUUUGGAUUGAAAUUCGACGAGCCCUGCCUACUCCUAGCACGGUCGCGGUGGGUUGUUCGUAGAGCUGAGCCAAACCAAGAGAAAAAGCAUUUCGUACUAGGACUCUAGGAGAGGGAGGCCAUGAAGAAGACCGUCGUCCUGUACCCUGGCGUCGGCGUCGGCCACCUGGUGCCCAUGGUCGAGGUCGCCAAGCUGUUCAUCAAGCACGGCCAGUCCGUCAUCGUUGCCGUCGUCGAUCCGCAGGUCGAGUCCACCGACUUCUCAGACGCGGUCGUCCGCGCGAGGGCCUCCAACCCCUCCGUCGCCUUCCACGUCCUGCCGCCGCCGCCCGCCGACUCCAACUCCGACAGCGCGCCCACGCACCCCGUCGUGCAGAUUUUCCGGCUCCUGAAAGCCAUGAACGCCCCGCUCCUCGACUUCCUCCGCUCGCUGCCCUCCGUCGACGCGCUCGUCCUCGACAUGUUCUGCGUCGACGCCCAGGAUGUCGCGUCCGAGCUCGGGCUGCCGGUCUACUACUUCUACGCGUCGGCCGCCGCUGACCUCGCGCUCUUCCUCAACCUGCCGAGCAAGCUCGCCGGCGUUAAGGCAAAGAUAAAGGAGCUCGGCGACUCUGUCAUCAAAUUCCCGGGCGUUCCUCCGUUCAAAGCUACCGACUUGCCCGAGGUCAUGCACAACGAUGAAGUGCUCAAGGCCAUCCUAGGCAUGUUCGACCGAAUGCCAGAUUCCGACGGAAUUCUCAUUAACUCCGUCGAGUCGCUGGAGACGCGGGCGGUGCGCGCUCUCAAGGACGGGCUCUGCGUCCCGGGUCGUGCCACGCCACCGGUCUACUGCAUCGGGCCUUUGGUCUCGGGAGGCGGAGGCAAGGAGCACGAGUGCCUCCGCUGGCUGGACGCGCAGCCGGACCAGAGCGUCGUGUUCCUCUCCUUCGGCAGCAUGGGCACGUUCCCGGUUAAGCAGCUCCAGGAGAUUGCAACCGGACUGGAAAAGUCAGGGCAGAGAUUCCUGUGGGUCGUGCGGAGCCCGCGCAAUCCCGACUACAAGUACGGCGAUUCGCUGCCGGAGCCCGACCUCGACGCGCUCAUGCCGGAAGGGUUCUUGGAGAGGACCAAGGGCAGAGGGCUCGUGGUCAAGUCUUGGGCGCCGCAGGUGGAGGUCCUGCGCCACAGGGCGACCGGCGCAUUCAUGACGCACUGCGGCUGGAACUCGACGCUGGAGGGCAUCACGGCAGGGUUGCCGCUGCUAUGCUGGCCGCUGUACGCGGAGCAGAGGGUGAACAAGGUGCACAUAGUGGAGGGAAUGAAGCUCGGGGUGGAGAUGAGAGGCUACAAUGAAGAGCUGGUUAAGGGCGUGGAGGUGGAAGAGAAGGUCAGAUGGGUCAUGGCGUCCGAGGGCGGCAAUGCACUCAGGGAGCGGGUGACGGCGGCGAAGGUCGCAGCUGCCGAGGCGCUCAAGGAAGGGGGCUCGUCUUAUUUGGCGUUUGUCCAAUUCCUCAACGACAUGGGCACCUCCAUAGUCGCAACCGUUUCAGAAUUAACGUGAAACUUGUUGACCUUGAUAUGUGAUGAUUUGACGUGGCCUAUGUACAUUUCGACAUUAUAUGGGGACUAGGUUUAUUUCUGAGUUAAUUAUAUUAUUUUACAUAAAUUUGUACUACUAUCAGUACUCGCUCAGUUCAUGUGUAUAAGUUAUCUUAAAUUGUACACCACGAUCAAGACGAAGAAAGAAAUAAAUGUUAGUUUGCUAAA